GCUAGUAAACUUCCCGUUUUCCCGUUCCUACCCAAACAUCCCAAUCACGUGCUUGUUCCGGGAGGUGUCCUUGUCCGUUGCACAAGGCAACCGAAGCGAAGUGCAAACAUGAGCGUGUAGAGGACGUGUGACCCGCACGGCGAAAGCGGAAGGACAUUCCCCACGAAGGUGGGUUACACCACUCGACGGGGCAAAGGUUCCUAAUAUAGAUUCAGUGUACUGUCCCCUGUGCGCUGGUGUCCGUUCCCUAUGACCUGGCCGCACGUUCUAUGCUUUAUGCUGCUCGACCGCCCUUCUCAAGGUGGUGUGCCGCUGCUUGGUUGGGUGUGGUGACUACUUUCACGACCCGAUCUGACUGUUUUUCGUGGCGCACUGUGCCCAUCCCAACAACCUGCACCAUCCAGUGGCUGAUCGGUUUCUGCCUAGCUGCUGACCGCACUGGCCACAGGGGAAGCAAUGAGCACCAGUCUAUCGGCGGAGAUACCGUACUCAAGCGAUGUUGGCACAACAGGAACCACGAGCCCACGCGCGAAGGCCACCACAGCGAACAACAACAAUGGAUCCUGCAUCACCGAGCAGGGAACUGAUCACGGCGAGCAGCAGCAUGAUCGCUUUGCGUACGCCAGCGAUGAGCCAACGAGCGGCGACACGCUAGCGUCGAAGACGAAUGAAUCCGAAAGUCUGGAGGAGGACGUGGAGGAUGAGGUAUACAACACGUGCAAUAGUCAGUCGGUGGUCGAGUGGAUCAACGACGACGAUGAGCUGGAGCGAUUGGACUUGCCGAUGGUGCUCGAUCCUACGAGCACCGUGUUCAACCGGGUCGACAGCUCGGAAAUUAUUUAUCAGGAGAAGAAAAAGAAGUGCAAACUGGUCGGCAAAUACGUGAUGGGCGAAGUGCUUGGCGAAGGAAGUUACGGCAAGGUGAAGGAGGUCCUGGAUUCCGAAACGCUUAGACGACUGGCCGUGAAGAUUCUCACCAAGCGCAAACUAAGACGCAUUCCAAAUGGCGAACAGAACGUUCGCAGAGAGAUCAAGCUGUUGCGCAAGCUGCAGCAUUGUAACGUGAUCAAACUGCUCGACGUGCUGUACAACGAGGAGAAACAGAAAAUGUACCUCAUCAUGGAGUACUGCGUCGGAGGGCUCCAGGAGAUGCUCGACUCGGUGCGGGACAAGAAACUGCCGAUGCAUCAGGCGCACGACUACUUCGUGCAGUUGCUGGACGGCUUAGAAUAUCUGCACGGCCGUGGCAUCAUACACAAGGACAUCAAACCUGGAAACCUUCUGUUGACGUUGGAUCAUACGCUUAAAAUUUCCGACUUCGGUGUGGCAGAGGCACUGGACAUCUUUGCGCCUACGGAUGAAUGUACGACCGGUCAAGGAUCACCUGCUUUCCAGCCACCGGAAAUCGCCAACGGCCAUGAGGUAUUCUCAGGGUUUAAAGUUGAUAUCUGGAGCACGGGCGUUACACUGUACAAUAUAACUACCGGAUUGUAUCCGUUUGAAGGUGAUAAUAUUUAUAAACUGUUAGAAAACAUAGGAAAAUGUGAGUGGAAACCGCCCGAGUGGUUGGAACGCCGUUUGGCCGAUUUACUGGUAAACAUUCUUCGAGCUAAUCCGAUGGAGCGCUUCACCCUUCAAGAAAUACGGCACCACGAAUGGUUCCAGUUUGCACCGGAUGCUACAAGCCCACUCGUACCGAUACCACCGUUGAAACGUGGUAACGUUGAAUCGUUCAAACUUGAUUGGCUAAGAUGUUCCACUGUGUUGCCUUACCUGAUAGCUCACCAUUACGAAGGCGAUCGGGAUACGCCAGCCGUUUACUUCACCGAACACGAUAUAAAUGAAGAAAUGGAUCGCCAGCGCGGAGAGCAAGAAGCUUUCCACAAUCCUAACCACCUCGUCCCGAUGGACUCGUUGUCGUUUCACUCCGAGGAUAACGAUGGAUCGCGGUACGGCCAUGGCUACCAGCCGCAGCAAUAUAUUACUGGUCGAACGUCGGAAAAGCGGCCAUCACGAAGCUUCUCACUGUCGCCGAAACCCAGCAUGAAGCACACCGUCAACAGCUGUCCCGCCACGACGGGAAGCAGCAGCAAACGGCGUUCGCGUAAAACGGUUUCGUGUAUCUCGUGGCGAAAGUGGCCCCACUGCCGCCAAUCGUGAAGUGCUUUGAUUACUUUCCGCGUGACAGUGUCGGCAAAAAAAUUGUGAACUCAGGUUUCGUAUGCGCUUCUAAAUUCGGCAAUAUACGGCCGCUGAUGCUAACCUACUGACGGCUCCGGCUUGUUUUUGUCGCGUUUCGGAUUAGAGAGAGAAUGCGAAUUCUGCUACACUUUUAUGUUUUUUGAGUUUUGUUUAUGUUUUUUUACUGUUGAUUCAACAAACACAAAUAUUACGAACUUUCGCCUGACUCACUCAAUCUCCCAGUUUUUACGACUCCUUGGUGUCAGGAGAGGAUUGUUAUAGUUUUUGCUCGAUCCAUCUCAAGCCUGAAGCAAGAGUAAACUAUGAAUAACUCAAUCGCAGAAAUCCCACUCAAUCUAGUUCGAUAGCGUAACCAAAGCGGUACUUGGCCAUGGGUACCGAGAGAAAGUAAAAUAUUAACAGGAUAACGUUUGAUGCCUUGCAGAAAGGUCCCAAGCUGCAUAUCCCGCCUAUUUUGUCAAUGCUCGAAACAGAGCGUUAGUGCCACUGGAGCCAGCUAUACAAACGAAUUUCGUACGCCUCUUUCUUUUUGUUUUGCAUAAAAACUAAAAUAAACACCUUAACCAGACGGCACAUUCUAAGGAAAUGUAUGCAAAAAAAAAUAUACACAGAGCUGUAAGAACGUUACAGUCAGAUUCCACUAAACAGUUUUCAUGUAUUCUGCACGGUCUGGUUAAGCACAUUUCGCUUUUGUGUGCAUCCCGCGAGUUCUAAAUAUGGCGAAACGGAACGGAAAGGAGUGGGUGACGAUGCCGUAGACUAGUCAGCAAGUAGGGUAAAAUUGGCUUCAAUUGGAACUAUUCCGCUUAGACACAGAUGGAACAAGAACAAAGGCAAAAGCAAAAUUUUCGUUUCGCUCCCAUGGCACCCAGAGGCACCCGUCGUACCUACAUCCCAUUUCUGAAACCGUGAAACUGCAUCAAUCAGUCUUCCUUGCCAUAUGGAAACAGUAACAGAGACGAUUUAUCGCCUGAUAAAUGUAAAAUGGUGGAUGGCUUUAAGAAAAUAUUGUACGUGAAAGUCCAUUGCUACUGAAUAUCCCACAUCUUGCAGAACAUAAAAAGACAAACACAGUAAAACAUAGGAAAGAAGUGGAGAAGGAUAUACCGCGACCAGGCAAUGUAGCAACAGAUGUACAAGACGUGAGAAGAAUGCUGAUGAACGAAUGCGUCAGUUGCGAAUGUGAAUAGCAAUUGAUCCGUUAGUUAAACAAGUUGGGAAGAAGAAUAAGAUACAUAGAAAAAUAUAAUUUUGUAAUUUAUAAAAAAAACCAAACAAUACGCCGAUAAU
Anopheles bellator is the source of this 3492-nucleotide messenger RNA. It is a transcript of the gene Lkb1, whose product is annotated as serine/threonine-protein kinase stk11. Gene Ontology annotation, cellular component: cytoplasm. The transcript has 6 exons. Gene Ontology annotation, molecular function: ATP binding; protein serine/threonine kinase activity; protein kinase activator activity. Bases 457 to 2160 code for a protein of 567 amino acids. Gene Ontology annotation, biological process: intracellular signal transduction; glucose homeostasis; establishment of cell polarity. The record is from RefSeq and is a predicted model, not a curated record. Lineage: Eukaryota; Metazoa; Arthropoda; Insecta; Diptera; Culicidae.